This is a messenger RNA of Macrosteles quadrilineatus (aster leafhopper), 1702 nucleotides long. Its product is annotated as proteoglycan 4-like. Lineage: Eukaryota; Metazoa; Arthropoda; Insecta; Hemiptera; Cicadellidae. The record is from RefSeq and is a predicted model, not a curated record. The transcript has 4 exons. Bases 11 to 1237 code for a protein of 408 amino acids.
UUACCCUACCAUGCGGCCAGUCCACUCUCGGUCUCCAUACAGAACUGUUCCUCGAUCCUCACCAUCAUCAAUACUCAACAUGCCCGAAUCUGGAAGUCAGUACGUCAAUUUGGAAGAUGGAACAACAAGAGGAUGGUUUUCCCGCGUCAUGAGUCAUCCAAGACAACGCAAUAUUUGCAUCUCCUUGGCUGUUGUUUCUCUGAUUGCCGUUGGUAUCGCCGGUGGAACGUGGUAUUACGUGAAACACGAGGGCCAAGUUCAUCCAGUAACUCCUACCACUCCUUCUCCAACAACUUUGCCAACAACACCAACAACCACAGCGCCGACUACGUCCACGUCUCCAACUACAACCACAAGUGAAGGGUCUACAACCAAGAAACACGAACCAACAACCACAACCGAAGGGUCUACAACCGAGAAACACAAACCUACAACCUCAACUGAAGUGUCUGCUUCCUCUAGCACCACAGCGAAAGGACACCCUACUACUUCUACUGUAAUUCCAAUGUCUUCGUCUACUGCUGAACCGACAACAAAACAUCCUAAACACACAACCACCUCGACCGAAGUACAACCUUCAACAACCACAGAGGAACAUACAACCUCAACUGAAGUACCAUCUCCUUCAACCACAGAGGAACACACAACCAAAAAACAUAAACAUACAACCUCAACUGAAGUACCAUCUCCUUCAACCACAGAGGAACGCACUACCAAAAAACAUAAGCAUACAACCACGACCGAGGAACCAUCUUCUUCAACCACAGAGGAACACACAACCUCGACCGAGGAACCAUCUCCUUCAACCACAGAGGAACACACAACCAAAAAACAUAAGCAUACAACCAUGACCGUGGAACCAUCUUCUUCAACCACAGAAGAACACACAACAUCGACCGAGGAACCAUCUCCUUCAACCACAGAGGAACACACAACCAAAAAACAUAAGCAUACAACCACGACCGAGGAACCUUUAACCACAGAGGAACACACAACCAAAAAACAUAAACAUACAACCUCAACUGAAGUGCCAUCUUCUUCAACCACAGAAGAACACACAACAUCGACCGAGGAACCAUCUCCUUCAACCACAGAGGAACACACAACCAAAAAACAUAAGCAUACAACCACGACCGAGGAACCUUUAACCACAGAGGAACACACAACCAAAAAACAUAAACAUACAACCUCAACUGAAGUACCAUAUUCUUCAACCACAGAGGAACACACAGCCUAAAAACAUAAGACUACAACUUCUUAGGGAUCUCGGUUUUCAUCCACGAAAUAAAUAAACCUAAAUAUAUUUACAUACUCUAUAAAUAAAGAUAUACAAGUCCAUGGAGAUAAUCCAUCUUUAGCUGUGGAAAAAAUACAACAAAAUAAUUGAAUUAUGUUACUUCUAAGACUGAAUCUCUUUAAUCGCUGAGUGACUACUUUAAGGAUUUCAAACCCGAUAUUCUCUCUACUAAGGUAUCGUUACUUUUAACCUCUACAAUAUUAAACUGCAACAUGAUCAUCCAAUUAAGAUCACCGAAUAGCUUGAGUCAAACCAAAAGAAAAAAAAAUAUUUUGAAACUUUAAGAAAGUUAAGGAAAGUUUAAGAAAUUAAAUUAAGUAGUUCUAUACAAACUCACUAAUAUUUUUAAUUGAUUGUCUAUGGAACAAGUUCAAAUCUAGUGUAUGUUUGCGUUCGUAAUCAAGA